Drosophila takahashii is the source of this 798-nucleotide messenger RNA. RefSeq lists its product as uncharacterized. The record is from RefSeq and is a predicted model, not a curated record. Lineage: Eukaryota; Metazoa; Arthropoda; Insecta; Diptera; Drosophilidae.
AUGCCUCUGUCCAGUCUUUAUUUCAACCUCAAGGGUUGGCCCUACUUCUUGGCACUGAUGAUCAUAUUGGCCCUACUGCUAGCCAACGCCCUUCGCUUGGAAGCGGGCCAGGGAUACUUCACCCUGCGAUGUGGUGAUAUAUUCGGUGACCAUGUGCUGAGAGCCAUCCUCGCGCAGUCCUUCGUCCUGCCGAAUGGGCUAGGCUUCAGUAGAACUCUGCUUUAUAGCCUGCUGAUGAUGGCAGGCCUGAUAGUCAGCACCUUCUAUGGUGCCAAUCUAGCAACAUUACUCGUUCAUCCGCCAGCUGCUUACAAGAUACUCAGCUAUGAUGACCUGAGGAGAGCCCACGGAAAGAUCUUAAUCAUGCAUCAGGAACUGGCCUUUUUGAAUGCUUCUAUUGGUGUGGAAGUUUUGGAAAAGAACCUGGACCUUUUCAAGAUAACGCCCUCGGUCAUUAAAAUGCAGCGACCGCUGUUCCGCAAGUCAAAGGAGAUAAGCUUCAAGGAAUUUAUACCUGUUACAAUGCCAAUGGCCAGAAAUUCUAUAUAUCGCGAUGUGCUUAAUAGGUAUUUGAGCUAUACGAUGGCAAGUGGUCUAUACGAUCUGUGGUUCAGAAGAUCCUAUCACGAACUGAUAGCCGUGGGAAAACUCAACUACAGCGCGGAUCUUGCAGAGCCACCCUACCACGAUCUUAUUUGGGAGGAUCUGUACUACGUUUGGAUUGCCUAUAUGGGAGGAACUCUAUUCAGUCUGCUAGUCCUGCCCUUUGAGAUAGUUUACUUCAAGUGGCAUCGAUAA